Chara braunii is the source of this 3007-nucleotide messenger RNA. The record is from the annotation of a GenBank genome assembly. NCBI's taxonomy places the organism in Eukaryota, Viridiplantae, Streptophyta, Charophyceae, Charales, Characeae.
GCACGGAGGAAUGGCGGGGGAGUUCAGUGGGGCCCGUAGUGGACUUUCUGGUGAACCAUGCGCCUAGAAUUGAAAGGGGUCCUGAUCACCUUUUGGGCCCAUCAAUUACCACGACGGAAAUCGCUAUCUUGCCUGACUGGACCGCGAGACCGGGUUGCUUCCCCCGACUGCCUGCUGCCUUCUGGAAGAGAUGUAUCGUGUACACAUACAUGUAAAGGAUGUAAGGGCAAGAGGCAGACGCAAAAAAAGAGAGCGCGAAAAAUUCUACAUCGUAUGCAUGGCAUUCCUCAUGUCUAGUGUAGUAGCGGAAAUCCAACAUCAUAUGGAUGAUGUUCCACAUGUGAAGUUUAUUUUCUCUCUCUUCCAUAGUGGCUGUCAUCACUCGUGGAGGAUUCACGCUUCUGGCAUUGACAAAAUGGUCGAACUAGUAAAGUUGUGAGUGAAUCUAGCUGUCAUUGCAGUUGGAUGCAUCGGCAAAUUGCUAAAGCUAGAUUCACACUUCUGUCGUUCGACACAGGCAUCGGCUCAGUACAGUUUGUCUAGUAAUCCCUGCACGGGCAUCGGCUUAGGAUAGUUUUUCUGAUCAUCCACUGUGCUGUGUUUCUCCAGCAACUCUUGAGUGGUUGGUAGUUUAGCAAAGUAAAUGUGGCUAGCAAUUUCUACCAGCAAAAUCUGCAGCCCACUGUCAACUAAAUGUGGCGAAAUCUUCUAUGCGAUAAUCCUCUCCGCAGCGAUCUUCUCCGGGGCAAUCUUCUUCGCAGCAAGCUUCUUCAUCAUGAUUUCAAACUUGGACUUUCUCAAUUGAAUCUGACUGCGACUGCGAUUGCAGUGCGGCGCAUCGAGGAAAGGACAUAUGUGGCUGCGAUUGACAAUGCAAUAUUCUAUGCAACAAUCUUCUGCACAGCUUGGAUAUUCUCGAUUGAAUCUGACCGCGACUGCAGUGCGGUGCAUCGAGGAAAGUACAUAUGUGGCUGCAAUUCACAAUGCAAUCUUCUAUGCAAAGCAUGGAUAUUCUCGACCGAAUCUGACCGCGAUUGCAGUGUGGUGAAUCGAGGAAAGUACAUAUGUGGCCGCGAGUGACAAUGCAAUCUUCUGUGCAACAAUCUUCUGCAUGACUUGGAUUGUCUCGAUUGAAUCUGACUGCGAUUGCAGUGCGGUAUAUCGAGGAAAGUACAUAUGUGGCUGCGAUUGACCAUGCAAUAUUUUAUGCAACAAACUUCUUCGCGGCUUCCCUCCACGGUGCGGUGUGCGUCAAGAAGCGGCUGCCAUCUCGUAGCAAAAAUAACACUUGAUUCCUCUACAACUGAUAGCAAUGUCCAGCAGUUCGGAUAUCCGAUUCCCGAAACCUGCACAUAAAAAUCACAGGCCUCGCUCUUUUUGAAACGCCGUCCUGCAGAGACCAGACCAGAAGUUGUUACCCUACAAAUUUGUGAAAUCUGCUGAGGACAGGAGCAUAUAUGUCAGCCACGAAGACAGGACGCGAAUGUAUAAACACAAAGUCAUGGGGCACAUGGUGCCCCCAACGGAGAAAACGACGUGCUGCAGAAUCGCAGCACACCAUGUCCAGCAGUGUCCUGUGGAAUAGUGGUACAAACCCAGAGGUAGAGCAUACUCACACCAGGACAGUUGCGAGUGAAUCUAGCUGUCGUUGCAGUUGGAUGCAUUUAGAAUAGGGCAAAGUGUGAAUGUACAGACCAAAAGUCACAGGGCACAUGCAUGGGCCCCAACUGAGGUAGAAAACAAUGUGCUGUAGAAACACAGCACAGUGUGUCCAACCACGUCCUGUAGAAUGGCGCGGUACAAUCUAAUCCGAGAGUUGGUGGAUCUGGCGGUACAAAACCCGAGAAUUAGUGGAUGGAUACUCGAACUAUAGAGUUUUCUCAAUCAAAUCUGGCCACGAUGGCUGUGGGAUACACUGAGUAAAACAGCGUCCUUUAGAAAGGUGGUACAAUGUAACCCGACAGUUAGUGGAUAUUUGCACUAGGGGGGUUUCUCAACUGAAUCUGGCCUCGAUCGCAGUCAGGUCCAUUGAGGAAAGUACAAGUGCGCGUGCGUUCUUAGAAUUGCAUACUUAUGCCUACUUGUCACAAAGGUCAGGUUCGAACGGUCGAACCGCGUGCAUCCUAGCAUUACGACGCAGUCCAAACGGCAGGCCACCUGGGCAAAAAAAAAGCCGCCCCACCAGUAAAAAAAGGGAGGGCGACCUAGCGAAAAAAAAAAAAAAAGAAAAAAAAAAAAGAGGGAGGAUGUGGUCAGAAAAGGAAAGGCCACUUGGCAAAGAAAAGGUAGGCCACCUGGGGAAGUUCAAAAAUGGGUUAUAACUUUGGACUUUGAAAUUAUAAUAAUAAUGCCACCCAGGCCCGUGCCCCGUGCCCACUGGUAAAACUGCGUGCUACGCUACCCUCACCAUCCACGUCUUCGAAUCUCUUUUCGAAUGGGUGGAGGGACCAUAGUACCUUUAUUUACAGCAGCAGCCUAGCAAUAGGCGUGCAGCGCAGGUGCUGGUCUGGUUGUGUACUCGGUCAGCAGACGGAAGGAGCCUAAAUGGAUAGAAUCGAAAGAGCACAUUGCAUACUUGAGGAGCAGUACGAAUCCGUCGGAGAUCGGUCGGGUGAGCAGUACGAAUCCGUCGGAGAUCGGUCGGGUGCGACUAACUAAGCCAUCGUUGGCUGCUUAGACAUCCGCCGACUUUGUACCCUUUGGAAAUACAUUAAAUUAUGCCUGAGGAGGGGAAAGAUCUGGCCAGAGCACGCAGACGCGAAGCGAUCUAUCGUCUAUCGCUGGAACAGAUCAUUUGGCCGAAAUCUGGGGGUGUGAUGGUUUCGUGAACCUGGUCAAAAAGAGAGAGCAGUCCAUGCCAUGGUCACACGAACCUGGUUCGUAGGGGAGACCAGCUGUACCUGAUGCAAGCAUCCUGGUACUUGUUGAACGUGUACGACUCUCACAAAAUGGGGUGUACCUGCUGAGUGAGAAACUGUAAAGGUUCAAAUCAAAUUAGCCCCCAAAG